This is a messenger RNA of Hydractinia symbiolongicarpus, 1400 nucleotides long. Its product is annotated as glyoxalase domain-containing protein 4-like. Bases 409 to 1299 code for a protein of 296 amino acids. The record is from RefSeq and is a predicted model, not a curated record. The transcript is spliced from 10 exons. NCBI's taxonomy places the organism in Eukaryota, Metazoa, Cnidaria, Hydrozoa, Anthoathecata, Hydractiniidae.
UUACUAGGGCAUUAACAUAAGUUAACUUUUUUAGCUUAAUAAAUGAAUUGAGGCUUUAUUUGUUUACUUUUCAUUGACAACCUUUUUAGGUCUGGUAUUUGCAUUGCAUGGUUUCUUUGCUACAUAAUAGAUGCAAGGCUGCAUGGCUUCCCCCAGCCAGCUGCAUGGUUGCAGGGCUUUGUGGCUGCAGACACUAACCGUAACUAAUGCUUUGACGAUUGAUGACCCUGCAAGUUUAGAUCGAGGAUAAUUUAUUACGCAUUGUGUUGGGUAAUGAAACAUAGUAAGAUUUGCUAUCAAAGAAUUUUGUAUCUCCCCUUGGCAGCAAUUCAAUAUGGGCGAGUGAAUGUUACCAUAGCCCAGUGAGAAUGUGUAGAAGUCUCCUCAUAGAAAAUAUAGCGUUUAAAUAUGUCAACAAGAAGAGCAUUACAUUUUGUUUUAAAAAUUGGUAACAGAAAAAAGAAUAUAGACUUCUUUAAGAAUAUAUUGGGCAUGAGAGUGUUGCGUCAUGAAGAAUUUGAAAAGGGAUGCGAAGCAGCGUGUAAUGGACCUUAUGAUGGCAAAUGGAGCAAAACUAUGAUAGGGUAUGGUGAUGAGAAAGAUCACUUUGUUAUCGAGUUAACUUACAAUUAUGGAAUCAAACAUUACGCAGUGGGCAAUGAUUUUUUGGGUUUAAGUAUCAAUUUGGAUGACAUCAAAUCACGAAUAUCGGAAAGUAAUUAUCCUUACGUAAAACAAGAUGAUGGAGCCAUUGAGCUGUUAUCACCUGAUGGAUACAAAUUUAGGGUGCACCCAAUCAACAGCACUGGUGACCCUGUAUCAAUGGUGUCUCUUGGAGUAUCAAAUCUUCAAACAUCGAAAGAAUACUGGAAUAAUUUACUAGGCAUGAAUUUGCUAAGCGAAUCAUCAGAUAUGAUCACAAUGGAUUAUGGGAACGAUCAGUGCAAGCUAAGACUGGUGCAAUCGAGUGAAAAAAUCGAUCACGCGGAAGCAUUUGGUCGUAUCGCUUUUGCUUGUCCUGGUAAAGAGCUAAAACCGCUCGAAAAGAAGAUGAAUGAAAACUUGAAAACAAUUCUAACACCAUACAUCAGUUUAGACACACCUGGUAAAGCCACCGUAGAAGUUGUUAUUCUCGCUGACCCAGAUGGACAUGAAAUUUGUUUUGUCGGCGAAGAAGGAUUUUCUGCACUAUCCAAAGUUGAUCCAAAGGGUGACGAUCUAUUGACAAAGGCCAUAGAAGCCGAUAGAAGUGACGAAUGGUUCGAAAAAAGAAAGCAAAGAGAGGAACGGAUGAAAUGAUUGGGAAAGAAAUACUUGAUAAUUUGUAAAUUUAAAAUUUUAUAACGAAUAUAAAAAUGAUAAUUAUAAUAAAAUGGAAAAAUAUAUUCUUGCUCAUAAAA